Messenger RNA from Prosopis cineraria, 820 nucleotides. Its product is annotated as MADS-box protein JOINTLESS-like. Gene Ontology annotation, cellular component: nucleus. Gene Ontology annotation, molecular function: protein dimerization activity; RNA polymerase II cis-regulatory region sequence-specific DNA binding; DNA-binding transcription factor activity, RNA polymerase II-specific. Bases 94 to 708 code for a protein of 204 amino acids. The transcript has 8 exons. The record is from RefSeq and is a predicted model, not a curated record. NCBI's taxonomy places the organism in Eukaryota, Viridiplantae, Streptophyta, Magnoliopsida, Fabales, Fabaceae. Gene Ontology annotation, biological process: positive regulation of transcription by RNA polymerase II.
UGUACGAACCGCGAAAGUUGAAGAACAAGAGAGAAGAAGUCUGAUGCGAUAUUCAUAACACAAGUCUCUUCAAUAUCUACCAGAAGAGGGGAAAUGACGAGAAGGAAAAUACAGAUAAAGAAAAUAGACAGUGUAACAGCAAGACAAGUGACUUUCUCAAAGAGAAGGAAAGGUCUCUUCAAGAAGGCACAUGAACUCUCAACUCUCUGUGAUGCUGAGAUUGCUUUCUUGGUCUUCUCUUCCACUGGCAAGCUUUAUGACUAUGCUAGCUCAAGUAUUCAGCAGGUAAUAGAAAGGUAUGAUCAACAUUCAGCCAUUCAAAUACAAGGCAAAUCAUCGGUUGAUCUGCAGCUCGAAGGUGAUGAGAAGGAGCUGCACAAGGUAGUAGCAGCAGAAAAGACUCGUGAAUUGAGGCAGCUGAACGGGGAAGAGCUUCAAGGAUGCACGCUUGAAGAAUUGCAGACACUAGAGGAAAGACUUGAAAGAGGCUUGUCCCGUGUUUCAAAAACAAAGGAUGAAAGAAUCUUAAAACAGAUCAAUGCACUUAAGAGAAAGGGAAUCCAACUCGUGGAAGAAAACCGAAUAAUGAAGCAGAGCCUUGUGCAUGAACGAGGGCAGUCUUCUGAGUCCAUCAUCAUUUGCAGUUCAUCUGACAUUAAUCUUCCUCAAGACUGCUAUAGUUCUGAUAAGUCUCUCAGGCUUGGGUAAUUAAUUAGUUUAUAUACUUUGUUAUAAGACCUAUGAUCAAUAUUUCAUCCAUACAAAAGCAAGAAUUAAAUCAAUUUUCAUAUAUUUAAAUGAGCUGAAUCAAGCCUCUAAA